AUGAGCCGCAGCACGCGACCAUCAUUCGACAGCGAUUUCUCUCUCGACGACAACGACGAGGAAUCGCAAUGCCGCCAGACCUGUCGCCCACGAAGUCGCAUUCAAACUUUAAAAUACCUCUCUUUCCUCACCCUCGCCGUAUCCCUCAUCUUCUACCUCACACAUACCCCAACCUCAUCCCUCUCCCCGCCAAUCCUUCCUUCCUCUCCCUUCCUCGCCUCAGACCCCUCCAGCACCCCUCCACAAGAUAGCAAGUUCCGUUCCAAAAUCGGCAAAGCAACCGCCUCCUUCGGCCCCAAAGAUACCACCUACGAAGCCGCAAUCUCCUCGCACCACACUCAUGAUACCAUUCACAGCUACCCGCACUUUAUCCUACGCGAACGCAUGUUGCCGGGGCUAUGGUCCAAACACGCCUUCCUGCUCACCCUUCUCGGCACCGAACUGUCGAAACCAGCCGAACACCGACUUCACUGGCUCUUCUGGCACGACCGCGAUACCAUCCUCAUGAAUCCCAACGUUCCACUUGAAGUCUUUUUACCGCCACCGGAGAAGGAGGUAGGCGGGAACAGGACAGGAAGGGAUGUGAAUUUGAUAGUAACGAAUGACCGGCACGGGUUGAACAAUGGGGUGUUUUUUCUGAGGGUGAGUGAGUGGGCGGUACGGUUUUUGAGUGCGAGUUUGAGUUUGAGGGAGUGGGAUGCGCAUGUCACGCUCAAGUAUUCGGAGCAGAGUGCUAUGGAGAUUGUGGGGGGACGACCACACUUCUCUCCAAACAUCAUUCACGUCCCCCAGCGCUGGUUCAACGCCUACCCACCUCCCUCUACUACCUCUCCGCCACCAUCUGCCCCAUCCGCUGCGCGCAAAGGUUCACUUCUCAUCCACUUCGCUUCGAACCGCGACGGCAAGCGGCCCGAGCGCAUGGCGCAGUGGCAGCGCAUCGCCGGAUCCCCAGGUAACGAAUGGAACAAGCCGCUGAACGAGACACGGUAUAUUACCGAAAUCGACGAGUUUUGGCGGAGACUGGGUGAGGGUGAGGACGAAGGCGGGGUGGUGAGUGAUAUAGGGGCUAGAAAAUGGGAAUGA
Messenger RNA from Bipolaris sorokiniana ND90Pr, 1083 nucleotides. Its product is annotated as glycosyltransferase family 34 protein. Bases 1 to 1083 code for a protein of 360 amino acids. NCBI's taxonomy places the organism in Eukaryota, Fungi, Ascomycota, Dothideomycetes, Pleosporales, Pleosporaceae. The transcript has 2 exons. Gene Ontology annotation, biological process: protein N-linked glycosylation. The record is from RefSeq and is a predicted model, not a curated record. Gene Ontology annotation, molecular function: glycosyltransferase activity. Gene Ontology annotation, cellular component: Golgi membrane.